Molecule: messenger RNA, 605 nt
Organism: Moneuplotes crassus
Lineage: Eukaryota; Ciliophora; Spirotrichea; Euplotida; Euplotidae
Source: the annotation of a GenBank genome assembly
UGUGAAGGGAAAAUUUAGAACUAGAAUGAUUUCUUUAUCUUCGAUUUACUCACUGGCUGAUACAGAGAACCCAGUCGUCUUUUUUGAUAUCUCAAUCGCUCAUAAGGAAGUAGGACGGAUCAAGAUGGAGCUGUUCAAGCACAUAGUACCUGAGACAGCUGAAAAUUUUAGACAGUUCUGCACAGGAGAAUACAAAAUGGGUGGAAGAGCUGUUGGCUAUAAAGGAGCCUCCUUCCAUAGAGUUAUCAAGAAUUUUAUGUGACAAGGAGGAGAUUUCAUCAGCGGUGAUGGUCUUGGUAGUUUUAGUAUUUAUGGAGAUAAAUUUAAGGAUGAAAACUUCGACCUAAAGCAUGAUAGACCUUUCCUUCUCUCAAUGGCUAAUAGUGGGCCAGAUUCCAAUGGAUGUCAAUUCUUUAUCACCACUGAUAAAACAGACUGGCUAGAUGGAAAGCAUGUAGUCUUUGGGAGAGUCCUUGAUGAUGACAGUAAGCUCACUGUUAGGAAAAUCGAGAAUGUUCCAGUCAGAGCAGGCAGUGAGCCUACACUUCCUGUGCUAAUUUCUGAAUGUGGAGAGAUGUAAAUUUCAAUUUAAGGCUAAUUUUUAG